Molecule: messenger RNA, 1617 nt
Organism: Trichomonas vaginalis G3
Lineage: Eukaryota; Parabasalia; Trichomonadida; Trichomonadidae
Product: organellar and viral DNA polymerase type B
Exons: 1
Coding region: 1-1617 (538 amino acids)
Molecular function (GO): nucleic acid binding
Source: RefSeq, a predicted model, not a curated record
AUGUCUGACUACAUUUACUAUGACUCUUUCCCAGAACGUUUCCGUGAGCUGUUUAAAACUCAAGUAAAACUGAGAAACAUGCAUUUUAACAAAGAUAGACCCAUUGACGAUGAAAGAAACCCUGAAUAUAUUACAAUCCCAUAUGACGCAAAGUUCAUUGCAUACAUUCCUUAUGGAACAUUACUACAUCAGCUCUUGAAGGAGAACUUUAUAUCAGAGAUAGAAGCAAAUGCUGCAGGUAUUGUUGAAAUGCACUAUGACUUCUUCUUGACAAACAUAAAGAAUCUUACUGAAAUAAAGAUGUAUGAUUUAACAGAAUAUGAAGGCUUAACGAUGUCAGAUGUAAAGAAAGGCAAACCAAAAAAGAGACCAUAUAGAGAUGAAAGCACACUGACAAAUGACCAGAAAGCCAUUUUGGAAGCUCUUAAGCAAACAGGAAACCCAGCACUUAUAGAAAGCUUUUGGAAAGAUAAUGGUGAAAAGAAGUUUUAUAAGAAGAGAAGCGGUCAGUUCUGGAAGUAUCUUUGCACAUUACCUAUAAAUCUUGAACGCUACCAAAUCUUCAAUGAACUGAACAAAAGAACUGCAACACUUAUGACAGAAGAUAACUGCUUCGUUUAUGCUUGCAUUCAGGCUGGAGUAAAUGAAGAAACUAUUGACCACAUGAGAGAAGUCAUUCGUGUUAGAGACUUUCCUCAAAGUAAAGUACAAGAAAUUUCUGACGCAACAGGUAUAGCAUUUAAUGUUACCAUUGGUUACUUCAAUGACUCAAGACAUAAUGAAAUAAAGAGAUACAUACCAAAAGAAUGUGAAACUGUUCGAACUAUUGACUUACUUCUUGUUGAAGACCACUACAUGCUAAAUGAAAGAUUACCAAUGACAACAUAUUUCAUUCGCAACUAUAUAGAAAUCUUGAAGGAGUGUGGUGGAAUGAACAUUGAGAAACAGAUGAAGAUUUAUACAAAGAGAGAGAACAAAUAUGUAGUUCGUUAUGAUAGAACAACACCGUUAUGGGAUGUUAUGAAAACAUUGUGGGUGUGCAAAUAUUUCGAACCUAUUUCUUAUGGAGAACUUUUCACAUAUACGACUGACUUAUAUAAACAGAACCUUGCACCAUUUAAAGAUUUGACAUAUGCUCCAAAGUAUUGUGUACAACUGAAGAAGAAAGCCGAGUCAAAAGAAGUAAAUAAAAAUAAGUGCAAGUUCAUUCCUGAGCACGUUUUCUUUGCUGACUUUGAGUGCAGUACUGAUGGAGUUCAUAAAGCCUUUAACAUUUGUUAUGACAGUGAAGAUGGUUCAGUGAGUGAAAGCAUUUGGGGUCAGAACUGUGCAACAGAAUUUUUGGAGCGACUUCCUGACAAGAGUUUAAUAUAUUUCCAUAACCUCAGUUAUGACAUAAACUUCAUCUUAAGACACAUGACAGAAGUGAAAGGAACUCCCAUCAUUAAAGGUUCACGAACAAUGCAAAUAACUGGCUUAUAUAAAGGAAGGGCAAUUAUUAUAAAAGACUCUUACAGUGUUAUAAAUAAGAAGCUUAAACUAUUUCCUGCUAUGUUUAACUUACAAACAGGACCGAAAGAGUAUUUCCAUACAACUACUACAGCAGUGUUUUGUUAG